AGGACUCCUGGUUUGGGGGCUAUGAGCAUUGGCGCUCCUAGUGCUGCUGGGCGGUAGGGAUGCCCAAAGAUUUUACGGGUUUGAGGCAGCAGGAGUCCAGACGCUUGCUGGGCUCAGGACUCUUGGUGGGAUGAUACUCGCUGCCCAAGCAGACUUCCCUGUCACACCAUGGACCCUGAAGUGUCCCUCUUGCUGCUGUGCCCUCUUGGGGGACUGUCCCAGGAGCAGGUAGCAGUAGAGCUGAGCCCAGCUCAUGACCGUCGUCCACUGCCUGGAGGAGACAAGACCAUUUCUGCCAUCUGGGAGACCCGGCUACAGACCCAACCCUGGAUCUUUGAUGCCCCCAAGUUCCGUCUUCACUCAGCCACACUGGCAUCCAGCUCACCUGGGCCACAGCUGCUCCUGCACCUGGGGCUAACUUCCUACCGGGACUUCCUGGGCACCAACUGGUCCAGCUCGGCCUCCUGGCUGCGACAGCAGGGAGCUACAGAUUGGGGUGACAAGCAAGCCUAUCUGGCAGACCCACUGGGGGUGGGUGCCGCGUUGGUCACAGCUGAUGACUUCCUUGUCUUCCUGCGCCGCUCUCAGCAGGUGGCCGAGGCACCUGGGCUGGUGGACGUGCCCGGUGGGCACCCUGAACCUCAGGCCCUGUGCUCUGGUGGCAGCCCCCAACACAAGGACCUCCCUGGGGAACUGGUGGUCCAGGAACUCUUCUCCAGUGUCCUACAGGAGAUAUGUGAUGAGGUGAACCUGCCACUGCACACCCUGAGCCGGCCACUGUUACUGGGCAUCGCUUGUAAUGAGACCAGCGCGGGCAGAGCCAGUGCAGAGUUCCAUGUCCAGUGCAGCCUAACUUCAGAGGAGGUCAGGAGUUACUACAUGAAUGGGGGACCUGAGGCCCACGAGUCUACAGGAAUCAUCUUUGUGGAGACACAGAGGGUCCAGAGACUGCAGGAGACGGAGAUGUGGACACAACUCUGCCCUUCAGCCAAAGGGGCCAUCCUCCUCUACAAUCGCCAUCCAACUCUACAGUCGGGUGCUGGGAAGUCCCACCUAAGUAAUCCUAGCGUCCCAGCCCUAUCACUACAGCUCUGAAGACAAUAAAGGACUUUUAUUCUUGGA
Messenger RNA from Peromyscus eremicus (cactus mouse), 1122 nucleotides. It is a transcript of the gene Nudt22, whose product is annotated as nudix hydrolase 22. The record is from RefSeq and is a predicted model, not a curated record. Gene Ontology annotation, molecular function: GDP-mannose hydrolase activity. The transcript is spliced from 6 exons. Lineage: Eukaryota; Metazoa; Chordata; Mammalia; Rodentia; Cricetidae. Bases 169 to 1095 code for a protein of 308 amino acids.